AUGUCAGGCCUUGCGUCUCCUGGGCCUCUCAGGCAGCGCAAAGCUGGCUCCCACAGGUCAGCUGCGUACACCGAAGUACCGCAAGAUGAAGAACCAUACAUCGAGCCAUCCAACCAGCGCAAUCGCAGCGCCGCCGAAACGCUCCUAGAAACUGAGCAGGCUAGUAUAGCCAUGGUCGGCUUGUUGACCCUCCUAUCGUUCUUGCUCCGCUUCUAUAGAAUCAACCAUCCAGACCAAGUAGUCUUCGAUGAAGUCCACUUCGGCAAGUUUGCAUCGUACUACCUCAAGCGUCAAUACUACUUCGAUGUCCAUCCACCGCUUGCAAAGAUGCUCUUUGGCCUGGCUGGCUGGUUCGUCGGCUACGACGGUCACUUCCUGUUCGAGAACAUUGGCGAUAGUUACACGGAAAACCACGUACCUUAUGUCGGGAUGCGCGCUCUUCCGGCCUUCUUGUCAAGUGUCACUGUUCCAAUAGUCUACGCGAUCAUGAAGGAAUGUGGAUACUCGACAAUUGUGGCCACCUUCUCAGCUUGUCUCAUUCUUUUUGACAAUGCUCAUGUCGCGCAAGGACGAUUGAUACUGCUCGAUGCCAUCUUGAUCUUUUUCAUGUCGCUCACCCUCUACUCCUACGUCCGCUUCCGGAAACUCCGCUACCUGGAGUUCACGCCGGAAUGGUGGGGAUGGCUUCUCGCUACAGGAACGUUCAUGGCAUGCACGUGGGCAUCCAAGGUCAACGGUAUUCUGACUGUAGUCGCGAUUGGUAUUCCCGUAUUGGUUGAUCUUUGGGAUAUCCUCGAUUUUAAAAAGGGACACAGUAUGGAAUACUUCUGGAAACAUUUCAUGGCGCGGGCUGUCGGAUUGAUUGUACUUCCGAUCAUCAUCUACUUGACAGUCUUUUACAUCCACUUGUCGAUACUCACCGAGACUGGUCCGGGUGACACAUUCAUGAGUCCCGCUUUCCAGGAAACUCUCCGAGGUAACGAGCUGCUGAUGAAUAGCCAGGAGAUCCGCUACUACGAUACGGUGACAAUCAGGCACAAAGACACAAGAGUGUUCCUACAUUCUCAUCCGGAAACGUACCCGUUGAAGUACGAGGAUGGCCGCAUUAGCAGCCAAGGUCAGCAGGUAACCGGGUACGGCCAUGAGGACUCGAAUAACAACUGGCAGAUUAUCCCGACAAAGGCGCUUCCUGAAACCGGCCGUGGGCGAGUCGUGCGGCACGAGGAUGUGAUUCAGCUACUGCACAUGAACACCCAAUCGCUGCUGCUGACGCACGACGUCGCUUCGCCACUGAUGGCCACAAAUGAGGAGUUCACCACAUGGCCGAAGGACGAUCUUUCGCGGUACAACGAUACGCUGUUUAACUUGCGCAUCGUUGACGGGCAUGAUGGAAUGGCGUGGAAGAGCAAGUCGGGCCACUUCCGGCUGGUCCACGUCCCGACUAAAGUGGCAAUGUGGACGCAUACAAAGCAACUGCCGGAGUGGGCUUUCAACCAGCAGGAAAUCAACGGCAAUAAAAAUGUGAACGAGAAGUCUAACGUCUGGUUCGUUGACAACAUCGUCGACGAAGAGACCGGUGAGGACGUCAGGAACCGCACAAACAUCGCACCGAAGGAGCCGAAGAAGCGGAACUUCUUCAAGAAGUUUGCAGAGCUGCAACUCCUGAUGCUGCAACACAACGCAGGUCUUACUGCAUCCCAUCCCUACGCCAGCAACCCCAUCAACUGGCCGUUCCUCAUCAGCGGUAUCAGUUUCUGGACAAAUGGCGAUGAGCAGAAGCAGAUCUAUCUCAUCGGCAACAUUGUUGGUUGGUGGACCUGUGUGAUUGCAUUGUCCACAUACGUCGGCAUUCUAGGUGCCGACCUACUCGCCCGGCGUCGCGGCGUCUACCCCAUUCCGGAAUCGAUACGCAAUCGCCUGUACAACUCGACUGGGUUUUUCCUGAUCGUCUGGGCGGUGCACUAUUUUCCCUUCUACUUAAUGAGCCGGCAGCUGUUCAUCCAUCACUACCUUCCAUCGCACCUUGCGUCCGCGCUGGUCGCGGGGUCCGUGCUCAGCUUCAUCCUGUCGGAGACUAUCAACUAUCCUAUCUCAACGCCAGGUCCCUCUCUGACAAAACCGAAACCCAGGACCUAUGCAGAUCUGGGAGCGAAGGGCCCGAUUGUUGUCGGCGUAUUCGCGGUCCUCAUGUUUGCUAUGUUCUGCUACAUCGCACCGUUGACAUAUGGGACACCAGGACUAGAUGGAGACCAGGUGAACAGCAUGCGCCUGCUGUCUUCGUGGACGCUCCAUUUCGCUGCGAAAAUUACAGAUGGAGUUUAG
Messenger RNA from Laetiporus sulphureus 93-53, 2322 nucleotides. RefSeq names its product glycosyltransferase family 39 protein. The transcript has 11 exons. Gene Ontology annotation, molecular function: dolichyl-phosphate-mannose-protein mannosyltransferase activity. Bases 1 to 2322 code for a protein of 773 amino acids. The record is from RefSeq and is a predicted model, not a curated record. Gene Ontology annotation, biological process: protein O-linked glycosylation via mannose. Lineage: Eukaryota; Fungi; Basidiomycota; Agaricomycetes; Polyporales; Laetiporaceae. Gene Ontology annotation, cellular component: endoplasmic reticulum; membrane.